Messenger RNA from Aspergillus puulaauensis, 1020 nucleotides. RefSeq names its product alpha/beta hydrolase. Gene Ontology annotation, molecular function: hydrolase activity. NCBI's taxonomy places the organism in Eukaryota, Fungi, Ascomycota, Eurotiomycetes, Eurotiales, Aspergillaceae. The transcript has 2 exons. Bases 1 to 1020 code for a protein of 339 amino acids. The record is from RefSeq and is a predicted model, not a curated record.
AUGUCUAUACAGAGUGACCUGACCAUCAAUGCCUCCAGGUUUCGUCCGGAGAAUGUCACCGAAGCCACCAAACAGGCAAACAGCUUCCUCCAAGAUGUCACAACCAAGGGACCUCGUUGGCAUGAAGUUGGCGCUGCUACCUACCGCGAUAUGCGUCUCCAAGGCAAACUCGCCCUCCCAGCGCCCACCUACCUCCCAGGCGCUACAGAUGCUACAAUUCCUUCUCGAGACUCCUCUCGUCGAAUCCCGAUACGCAUCUACAAACCCGACAACGGCCAGUCUAGUGAAGGUGUGUUUUUCCAUGCCCAUGGGGGCGGAUGGGUCUUGGGGGACGAGAAGAGCUCCGACCAAGUACUACAAAGGUAUGCCAAUGGCUGCCAACUAACCGCCAUCUCCGUGGGCUAUCGUCACGCGCCUGAAGACCCAUACCCAGCAGCCGUCCACGACUGCAUCGACGUGGCCGAGUACCUAAUCGACCAUCCCGAGGAGUACGGCCCUGUCCGCUUCAUGGGCGGAGAGUCAGCCGGGGCAUACCUUGUUGUCCUAGCUACGUUUCACCUCCUCGCGUCGCGGCCGUCUCAUGCCCUCGAAGGCCUUGCCCUCCAAUAUGGGUUAUACGACCAGUCUCUAGGCCUUCCUUCUCUCACGACAACCACCCGGUCCAUCAUGAUCGACCGGGCAGCUAUGGAGCGCUUCCGCGGUGCAUUCCUGCCCGGUAAAUCUCCUGAGGAAUGCAGAGACCCUUCCAUCUCUCCGAUCUACGCCGAUCUGUCUGGACUCGCAGCGAAGGCGCCGAAGGGCCUUCCUCCUGCGCUGUUCGUCGUCGGGACAGAUGACCCUCUCCUUGAUGAUACGAUUCUCAUGGGUGCGAAGUGGAGUAUGGCUGGUGCGGAUAGUAUCGUUAAGGUCUAUCCUGGAGCCGCGCAUGGGUUUACUGCGAUACCGGGCCUGCCUGUUUCGGAAGAGGCGAACGCGGUCAGCGUUAAGUUUGUGAAUGAUAGGGCCACAAGUUUUAAGUGA